GAAGCCUGUCAAUACCAUCUCUCACUACUUCAACCUGCGAACGCCUCGUACCAAGGCAGAGAGCGAGAUCGUAGAUAAGAGAGAUAUCCCCGAGGCGGCUCCGGUGAACGGCACCCACAAACGCAAAGACGCAGAUUCCAGCGCACCAUUGAAGUCGACGAUAGCUUACUGCUCGCUGUUUCCGAAGAAGGUCGUCAAGAAGAAGGUGGCUGAAGAGGAAUGCGUCGUCUGUUUGGUCGAAGCGCGUUUAUCAGGUGGCGGCAGCCAGUGGCUGAUAGAGCAGAGGCCAGCAACUGGUAAGUUAUUGAUUAGCGGCGCCUCGUCUACUCCCGUAAUCUACAAGGUCUUGGGAUAGAUAUUCCCAUUCGGUGGCUAGUCAGAGCAUUUGCAUUCGAUCUGGCGGCAUCGUCUAGUACUUGCACAAGUAACAUGUGCUUGGUUAGACUGACAGGUGUUUCAGGGCUACUUGCUUCGUUGUGGCAGUUUCCGCAACGAACCCUAUCGACAUCUGAUAACACAACAUCUGGUAGAAAGGCGUCGGCUGUUGACUAUGUCUCGACGCUCGAGGUUGGCAAUCUCGAUGAACACGCAGACAGUAUCCAGCACGUCGGCGAAAUCGGUUCGAUUGUUCAUGUCUUUAGUCACCUGAAGUUGACGAUGCAUGUACAGCACUUUCAGAUCCGCAUAGCCGUUUCCGAGAGCCUGGCCGAUAGCGAGAAGGGCACCCCGAAGCGUGCCAAAUGGGUCGCUACCGAGGCAAUGGACGAGGAGACCCUAUCGACGGGUAUGCGAAGAUGCUGGGAUCUGGUUACAGGAUGACGAAUUCUUAGUCUUGGGAUUGGAAGAGAGUAUAUGCUAAUGAAAGUCAAUGGCAGCAGAUAGGGACGGGAGCAGUAUAAACAAGCGCCUGCCAAUAGGAAAAGGGGAUGUCAGAUGGCGGGAGCGAGCCAUGUGUGUCCUUGGUCAGACUUUCACUAAUUGCUGGAUGGGAUUGGCCUAGAAGGGGAGAUCAUUCUGGACUGAUUGCUAUCUGGACCAAUGAUUCGUAACCCUGUCGCGGAUGGCGUUGAUAAACUCGACACAGGAGGAGGUGCUAUCGAAGAGUUAAUAUCGAAUUGACGAAUACCUACCUGACGGCGGAAAGUCGAAGACAUAAGUACAGGUCGAUAUGUUAUAAGUUGGUUGAUGGCCCAACUUGUUCACCACCAUCGUCAUCGAGUUCAUGUUAUGUUCAUAUUCACAUUCAUG
Messenger RNA from Aaosphaeria arxii CBS 175.79, 1248 nucleotides. RefSeq lists its product as uncharacterized. Bases 430 to 819 code for a protein of 129 amino acids. The record is from RefSeq and is a predicted model, not a curated record. Gene Ontology annotation, molecular function: oxidized purine DNA binding; 8-oxo-7,8-dihydroguanine DNA N-glycosylase activity; purine-specific mismatch base pair DNA N-glycosylase activity. Gene Ontology annotation, biological process: base-excision repair; mismatch repair. Gene Ontology annotation, cellular component: nucleus. Lineage: Eukaryota; Fungi; Ascomycota; Dothideomycetes; Pleosporales. The transcript has a single exon.